Messenger RNA from Canariomyces notabilis, 1329 nucleotides. RefSeq lists its product as uncharacterized. Bases 435 to 1142 code for a protein of 235 amino acids. The record is from RefSeq and is a predicted model, not a curated record. NCBI's taxonomy places the organism in Eukaryota, Fungi, Ascomycota, Sordariomycetes, Sordariales, Chaetomiaceae. The transcript has a single exon.
GGGCUGCGAGGGAAUAAGAGCACAGUAUGUACGGAGUACAAAACAGAAUAAGACAGCGCCGCUUUUUGGACAACAACUGGGCUUGAUCCUGGAAAACAUGCAGGCCAUAACGUGAGACCUUGGUCAGGGGUUCAGGUCCGUCCAGUGCUCGGCUUCAUGGCCGGGUGCACCACGUCUCGCCUCAGAAAGCACGGCUGAUAGUCACAUCUUUUUUGCCCACUGGAUAUGGGUAAAUGCCCGCGGCGCCGCCAGUGCCACGACUGCCCAUUGAGAAGCGCUUGCAGCCAUUGCUGUCCAUGUGACUGGCAAGUAGUAGUAGUAGUAGACAAAUUUGCAGAUAUGUAGUCGCCGACAGAACAGGGCCGUGAGAACUCACCAUUCAACCAACCCGGUUCAACAAAGUCCCGUCGGUGACGCAUCCGGGAGAAAACCGCAUGAGAGAGAAGCCCGGCUUCCGACCACACAUCGAACCCCAGGAAGCGGGUGCAUGCCUUGCCCGCGCGUGCUUUUGUGGUGUGUGUGUGCCGAGACCCGACCCUGCAUCAAGAGCGAAUGGGAAGGAAUGGAGUGCGAGCCCGGAGCAACACGAACGCAGAAACAGAACAGGUGGCUGGCAGCAGUUGAGAUGCAGCAGCAGUGCUGGUCCAAGACUGAAUAAACCAGGAGAUGUAGCGGGGUCAGGUAUAAUACGAAGGUACCCGAGGUCGAGGUGGCUGGCUAACCGUCCACCUACCACCUACAUCCGGAUACCUUACCUACCUUCCCUUGCCUUACCUACAACAUGUUGUGGUAAGCUCUCUGCCCACGCCUUGUUGAGGGCGGAGCUUGUCUGGAUAAGACUGGUGAAUUGGCGGCGAUGCGCCCAAUCAAACAAGCUGCACCUGGCUGUGGAAAGGCUGACGCUCUCCAAUGAAAAGUCCCAAAGGCCGCACUCGUGCAGCUCUGGUCGAUCCUGGGCCUCGUCGUGCAUGGCCAGUUCCUGGCCUGAUUCGUGCCUUCAUUCUUCGUGGGUAACUGGCGGAUUAGAGAGGGCCGAGACAAGCAACGAAGCUACGGCUGUGCCGAGCUAUAGCAUCAGAGAGGUUGGGCAGAGACGCAUGCAUGGGCACCUCAGCAUGGGCAAACUUUUGGGUUCAAGGUGAGGUAAGUGAGUGUGAGCUAGCAAUGGAAGACUGCAAGAGACCGAUCUCAUUCCAUCCAUCCCUUGGUUCAACGUUUCGAUGCGGGCAAGCCUUGAUCGGGCAGUCGGGAGUCGAGACUGGGGGGAGAGAGAUGGAGCGGGGACGGGGUGAAAUGGAACCAUGGUGCUGCAGCUGUCUCGCAAUGGAA